Zychaea mexicana is the source of this 385-nucleotide messenger RNA. RefSeq lists its product as uncharacterized. The transcript has a single exon. NCBI's taxonomy places the organism in Eukaryota, Fungi, Mucoromycota, Mucoromycetes, Mucorales, Lichtheimiaceae. Bases 7 to 183 code for a protein of 58 amino acids. The record is from RefSeq and is a predicted model, not a curated record.
GUUUGGAUGGAGGUUUUUAUUAUUAUUUACAAGUCGGUAGUUUUCGGUUGUUUUGAUGAUUUUGACACAUUUGUGCAAUCAUCUAGGAGAGGUCUUUUCCUUGAUAAUGACCGUGCUUGGCUUAUUUCAUCGCAAGUAGAUGUAACCAUCGACUGGCCAGCAGUGAGACCCUCCAGUACUUGACUGUGGUGAGAUUCGCCUUGUUGCCUUAAUGUAGAGAUAUUGGUGUUUAUCUAGGAAAGACAUGAAAUUCCACCAUCCCAGAUCAGUAUCCAAUAAUAAACAUUUAUCCAUCUCCACACAUCAAGUUCUCCAUUUAUUAAAAUGUGUCAAGAACAAAAAGGGGACCCUCAAGUACUUACAUCCUCAAACAUAUUUUGUUGGC